AUGUCUCGAGUGAUGAAUAAUCACAAGACGGUAAAAAUGGGGAACUGGUUUGAAGACCUGCGCUUGAAAGAGGUUUGUUAAAAAAAAGAGAAAUUUCUGUGUUGUUGUGGGCUUGCUGUUUCUAAGCACCCUUCAGUGACUAAUCGUUCAUGAAGUUUCCAAUCUCAGUUUUCGUUUUCUGUCGGAACAGAAACUGCAGUGUUUUUGAGGUAAACAUAUUGGACCAUUAGACCUUUCCUUGUAUUAAAAAAGGUUCCUUUUAAGACCAGUCAUGUCAUUAAUGUAAAAGCAGGUCACUGUUUCUCUAUGUGCCAGCCUGACACAUUCAAACUUUCAUGGCUCUGCUUUCUUAAAUGUUCUUUGCAUAGAUUUUCCUUCGAUUCAGGAAACCCUUAAAUAAAGUUAUCUUGUGACAUAGGCCAAUUCGUGAACAAAAUCAUCAAAUUAAGUAGUUCAAUUACUGAACUCUGGAGCCUCUGGGCAGCAUCUACAGAAAAAAAAGGGCUAUAAUAAACAGAUGGUAAAUGUCCUAACACAACUACAACUACUUACCCAAAGGACACUGUUACAGAUCUCACUCUUUUGGGACAAUCAUGGCAUGUCUAACUUUAUGCCAACUUCUAUUGUACUCAUUAACACUGGAGGUGGACUUGACCCACUUCUGAUGCUAUUAUUAAUUGACUUAAUUUUGUAUUCAUUCUCUUAUUCAUUAAUAUUUUAAGUUGAACUUGUCCUCACUAGUAACUUUCUAAAUUGCUGUCUUUUUAAAGCUGCACUUGCAUGUUGUUUACUGUUGUGCUCAGUCUACCGAGAGACAAAAAUAAAAUUUACAAGUUAUUUUCCUGUAAUAAUUUACAGUUCUGCUAUGACAUUAGGGAUUUUAUUACUUGCAGUGAUGGGGACAUAUUGAGAAAACACUUUGUGCAUGCUAUACAGUUUUGUUUGUUUGUUUGUUUGUUUUUUAGGAUGAGAAGACAAAGUACGAGGAGGAAAAAGAGAGGGGUGAACUUCUCUACCAGAAAAUGGACUCCCUUAGAGAGAACAUGUUGAGACCGGUAAAACACGUUAAAGCAAACUUUGCUCACCAUCAACAGCAACAAUAACAUCACGCUAAUGCUAGAGAUGGUUACGGCAAUGAUAAUCGUGCUUGCCCUUGUGAAUACAGGUGAGUCUCACAGUGACAACAGAUGGUAGAGUGCACUUUGGGGAUGUUGUGAUGUUGGUGAAUCUGGGAGGAGACAACAGGGAGUGCAGUGCCAUCAGCAUCAAUGCAGACUUUAAUAGUCUGACCAAAACUCCUACUCCUGGCAUUAAAGCUCCGUGUGGUGUCAGUGCAGGAAGGAACAUUCAGGCCUGCACACGCACUGCCUUCAUCAUUACCAGGUAAACACAUGAACUCGUGCGAAAACACCAAAAUUCACACCUAUUCAACACUUGUGGUUGGACAUUAUUAACACUGCCUGUGUGUCUCCAGUGUUGAUGGCAGUCCUGCAGGAUCCACUCUGCAUUAUGAGCAGAGUUUUGCUCUGAAAACAACAUGUGGCUUUGCCAGAGGGGUAAGUGAUAUGAGGCAUUCAUGCACACACAGGCUGUCCUGAUAAAGCCCUCCAGACAAAGACUCACUGCUCUGUUAUGAGCCCAGAUAAAAUUGUGUGGAUUAACAAAAAAUGAGAUGAUACGCCCCAGUAUGAAUCUGUUUGACUGGAUUUUCCAGAGGGUUCUCAGACAGCUUGUGUUACAAACAGUGUAACUUUGACAGAUGAGGAACUAUUGUUUGAUACAAUUUUGCAAUGGGUUCAUGUAAUAACAACCAGGAAAUCAGGAUGUUUUUGGCUUGGACCAUUCCCCAAUUCAUCUCUCAGAGUCCCAAAAAUGUGUGUGCCAACAGAAUGUGCUGACAGAAUAACCCUGAUGUACUCAAUAAUAUCACUAAGUAUAAAAAACUAUGGUCUUCUAUUUCAUAAAGUGUUAAAAAAGAAAAAGAGUGGCUUUCUGAGCACAUUGCUUGUUACUUAUUACACCUGUAUUUUACAAUAAGCUAAACAUGAUACGCUCAAGUUUUAGUGUUCCAUGUUAAUUUUUAAUAGCAUAUGUCGUAUUGCACUGUGUGUAUGGCCUCACAGGUUUUCUCUUUCAUUCCUUCUCUCUACAGCUUUACCUAAUGAGUGACCGGCAAAGUUUUCAAAAGGUAGAGCAAGUUUGACUUUAUUUGCCUCUUUUCUCAAGACCAACAAUGAGAACGCAUUAUACUAACAAUGUCAAGAUGUGAUAAGAUGUCUUGUGAAGUGGAAAUGUGAAGGACUUUCAAACACACCUUAAGUUGAACAGGAAAUCAACAAUUUUAUCUGACAUUUUUUGGGGGGACUUUCCUCUGUUUUUUUUUUUACAUUGUUGUAAUUUUCUUAUAGUGUAUACAGGAAGUAAACUUGGACGAAGACUGUUCUUUUCUCUCACAGUGGAAGAUAGUGCACUUUGACCCACAGGAGAGACUUGAAAAUGAGGGUCAGCCUGUCCCUGUAAGCCUUUAUUGUAUCUUUUAUGGUUAAUUAUUCCACCAGUUGCAACAGCAGCAGAAUCUAAUGUCCUUAAUUUCUACACUUUCACUGAGAAUUGCCUCAAAACAUGCUUUGUUAUCUUUUUGUGUUACAGGCUAAUCUGAAGGUGCUGAUUAAACACUGCAAGACAAACCAGGCUAUUGCUGCACUUGGUGAUCAAGUCCUCUGGUAUUUUUCCAUUUUACAGUUUGAAAUUUAACCCAACCUUUGCAGAAUAUUAUGCUAGUUUAAUGAAGGAUAAACAUAUUGAUUUGUGUUUCGGCCUGAUUUCAUCUGAAAGGUCCAUUGAGUACUUUGAUUUUAAGCAAGGUGCUAAAACAUAAUGAUAACACAGGAUAUGAUGGUAUGGAUGUUGAAGACAGUUGAAAUUAUGAUGUGUGCAAAGGUCAGCUGAUUGUGAGUACAAUGGAGCAGCCUGAAGUCUCGGUUGCAUGUAAAAUCCCUAUUACAUAAUAGUUGUACCACUACUUUCAAGGAAAUUAUGAGCUGAGGCUUGAAACUAAAAAAAAGUCUUGAAAGUUCUUGAUAAGAAAGUAAUCAGUGUAAGAAUUCACAUGUACUGAAUCAAAAUAAGAAUUCACAACCAAUUUCUUACUGAUAUUAAUUUUUGUGUCUUGGCUCAGUUUGCACAAGUCAUGUAAAAAUGCCUGGAUGUCUGCAGUCAAAUUGUAAGUAACAGUGGUGUCUCUGCAGGACCACAUUUGGCAAAGAGUAUGAGGUCACAACUCACACCUUCUUGGACUCUCACAAAGCAGAAACGGACACCAACCACUGGAUACUGUGCACUUCUGACCCUGCAGGAAAUGGACUUGUACUUUUCAACCACCCACAGUUGGCAGCUGACAACCAGGAGCUCACACAGGCAAACCCUGGCACCUAG
Molecule: messenger RNA, 3435 nt
Organism: Xyrichtys novacula (pearly razorfish)
Lineage: Eukaryota; Metazoa; Chordata; Actinopteri; Labriformes; Labridae
Source: the annotation of a GenBank genome assembly